Messenger RNA from Enterobius vermicularis (human pinworm), 999 nucleotides. Lineage: Eukaryota; Metazoa; Nematoda; Chromadorea; Rhabditida; Oxyuridae. The record is from the annotation of a GenBank genome assembly.
AUGACGAGAAUGACUGAGAUAGGGGUUUUGCCAAAUAUGGUUAUGCUAAUUUUACUCCUUUGUGUCAGCUGUAUUACCGUUAAUGCGAAGGAUGGAUUGCCAAAAAGUAUUAUUACGGAGGAAAACCCAUUCCGCACUGCUAAAAUGAAUUUUAUUUGGUUGAAGGCGACUCAUCAUCUUACUGACAAAUCGGUUUUAAAGUUGGUAAAGAAGGAACUGGAUCGAUUUGAUGGGUUAUAUCUGUCGGCAAAAGAACGUUCGCUUAAAUCAGGAAGGAAUGAUAUGCAUGAAGUGGAUCGAAAAUUGGAGGAAGCGAUGAAGAAGUUCAAUUUGGAUGAAGUUGUAGCAGCCUAUAACAGAAAAGUGAAGUGGAAAGAUCAAGACGGUCGCCGGUCGUCGAAUACUGUUCUAGGAUCUGAAAAAUUUGCUGUGAAAAAAUUAAAUAAGCUGUGGCAAGCUGCUUUGUCGGGGACUUUUACUGAAUAUCAGUUGAAAACUUUCCGAAAAGAGCUCAAAGACUACGAGAAGAAAGAGGAACAAUACCAUGCACUACUGCAAAAGUUUCGUACAAUUCCCCACGAGAAUGCCGUGGAUGACCAAGAUGAUAGCGAAAGGGCUGCAUUGAACCAGCAGCUCAAAAAUAUUUCUCGUGAACUUACAAACGACUACGAAAAGUUUCACGGGAAGAUUUUCGGAACUGUAAAAAGUUCUUUCCGGAACGAAGAAGUCGAUGCUUUAUGGCGAAUGGCUGUCCUGGAUUCGAACUUUAAUGAGUCGGAGCUUGAGUCUAUAAGGAAUGAGUUAGUGCAUUUUGACAAACAUAUGGAUCGGCUGCGCUACCAAGAAGAGGAACUGCAGUCUGCAAAACAAGUUGAGGGCAAGAAGGAUGUUUAUGAGGAGAAUUUAGAGGAGUUCGAAGCGGAAUUUUUAAGGUUGAAAAGAAAGCUGAAGAGACUUGAGAAACAACUUGAGACUAGGAUUAGACAUGUCGAGUUAUGA